Messenger RNA from Sorghum bicolor (sorghum), 1187 nucleotides. RefSeq names its product ferredoxin-1. The transcript has 7 exons. Lineage: Eukaryota; Viridiplantae; Streptophyta; Magnoliopsida; Poales; Poaceae. The coding region runs from base 235 to 798 and encodes 187 amino acids. The record is from RefSeq and is a predicted model, not a curated record. Gene Ontology annotation, molecular function: iron-sulfur cluster binding.
AAGGGCUGAAGGCCCCUUAUCCGCUCCAAGCCAGUCGCGGCGUCGCGCUAGAAUUCUCGUCUUGCUCGCAGUCGGCAGUCGGCACUCGCCACGCACGCUCUCUCCCCUCCCCUCGCGCCGGCCGCGGCAGUCGGCGCCCAACCCGUCCGUCCGUCCGUCCGCCAGAGCACAUCUCCCGCCGCCGGCCGGACCCGCCCCUCACUCUCAACCAAGUCUGAGGCCGACGGCCGCACGAUGGCCUGCCCCGCCGCCACCACGGCUCGCAUCGGGGCGCGGAGAGGGCCGUGCCUGUGGAGGAGCGAGAGGAGCAUCAGCGUCCUCGUCGGUUCCGCGUCCCUGCUCCCGGACCGCGCGGCCCGGGACACGAGGGCGCGCGCCUCGGAGCUGCAGCAAGCGCCCCGCCCGGCCUCCGCUACCGUCCCCACGCACAAGGUCACCGUCCACGACCGCCAGCGCGGGGUCGUCCACGAAUUCGUCGUGCCGGAGGACCAGUACAUUCUACACACCGCGGAGGCGCAGGACAUCAGAUUGCCGUUCGCGUGCCGCCACGGUUGCUGUACAAGCUGUGCAGUCCGAAUAAAAUCAGGACAAAUAAGGCAGCCAGAAGCACUUGGAAUAUCUGCAGAACUAAAAGAUCAGGGUUAUGCUUUGUUGUGUGUUGGUUUCCCAUCUGGUGAUGUCGAAGUCGAGACUCAAGAUGAAGAUGAGGUAUAUUGGCUCCAGUUUGGGAGAUAUUUUGCACGAGGGCCUGUGGAAAGAGAUGAUUACGCGCUAGAACUUGCAAUGGGAGACGAAUGAGCUGUGCCUAAGAGGUCGCACCAUCUCAAAAUUUCAAUCCCUGUAGUUCUGAAUAUGCCGGUUAUAUUUUUGUGCCUCCAAAUCUCACUCUCAGCUUUCUUUCCUUUCAGGAGCAUGGUUGUAACCUUAUGUUUCUGCAGUUGGUAGCGCUUAGAGUCACAAUUCGCUUCGUGAAAGGAGGAAAAAAGUUUUUUUUCUCUGCUCCCAAAUUUUCAUGUCCUGUUGCCCCCUAGCAGCCUGGGCCGUGCAAUAUGCUCUUGUAAAGAUGGCCACUUCUCAUUUUGACUCUUGACAGAUGACACAUUAUGAAGUGUGUAAAGUUGUAAACUACGGAGUACCCAGCAUUCAAUCUUCAGCGCGAAGCUAGUGGCUAACUUGAACUAGUUGAA